UGGAGUUUGCUGGAGGAGAGCUCCAGUGGCUGUGGUUUAGUGAGCUGUCUUGAAGUUCAGUCUUGCAUUUUAGGUUGGACAGUCAUCUGUGAGCAAAGCUUAUUGGACAAAGUUCAGUAGAGACUUAGAAAAGAAUAGAAAGCGUGUUUUGUAAAUAACAUCUCUGUUAAAUAGCUACGUAAAUGGGUUUAGCUCAAUUUCGAGCUGCAGUCUAAUGCUUCACUUACCUGGGUUCCUUCAUGUCUGUUUUAACACUUCAGGUAAACUUAGCCUUAGUACUUUUAAUUUUUUUUAUUUAAUUUAAUUUUCACCACUGCGAGAAUGACCGACUGGGAGCUGCUGUAGAAACAAUGAAGUUGGACUGCAACCUAAGGCUUGCCUCAGCAAGCCACAAUUCAACUUUUAGCCCUUAAGCAAGGACGGAAGGAGCUUUUACCUCUUUUUACUGUUUUGUUUUUCCCUCCCCCCUACCCCAGACUUCCACUACCCUACAUUCUUCUCUUCUUCUCUUCCUUCCCCCUCUCUGUCCACUUCUCACAGUCUUUUCUUUUUCUUUUAUAGGUGUGUGCUAUUUUCACUUUCCAUACCCUGUUUCUCGCUUUUGUUCUACUGUAUAUUAUUUUUACUUUCACCCCACUUUUCUCGAAUCUAAUAGUCUGAGGUUCGUAGAGGCCUUUUCCCCACCAUCUGGAUUUUUACUGAAUUCCCAAAAUCCCCAAUCUCCCCCAACACACACACCCACACCAUGAGGAAACAGACUCAUAGUGUCUUGCUGGCCUGUGUGGUCAUCAGCUCCAUCACAAUAUUUUAUUUGAGUCUUAGUGCCAUGGAGUGCCCAAACUCACGCUCCCGGGGUGUAUGGGGUCCAAACCAGCACCUUAGCAGGAAUCUCAGUUACCCCAUGCCAGUUUCUGUGGAAUACAACGAAGACAGUCCUCUUAUAUUUGUCGGUGGGGUACCUCGUAGUGGAACCACUUUAAUGCGGGCCAUGCUGGAUGCCCACCCUGAAGUGCGGUGUGGUGAGGAGACUCGUGUCAUCCCCCGUCUGUUAGCCAUGCAGGCCACCUGGAGCCGCUCGGCCCGAGAGAGGCUCCGAUUAGACGAGGCUGGAGUCACGGACGAGGUCCUGGACUCGGCUAUCCGUGCAUUCCUGCUGGAGAUCAUUGUGGGCCACGGUGAACCUGCACCACGGCUGUGCAACAAAGACCCUUUCGCUCUGAAAUCGCUGACGUACCUCUCCAAACUUUUUCCACGUGCCAAAUUUGUCCUAAUGCUUCGCGAUGGUCGGGCCACAGUUCAUUCCAUGAUCUCACGCAAGGUGACCAUCACAGGAUUUGACCUGACUAGUUAUAGGGACUGUCUGGUGAAAUGGAACCGAGCUGUGGAGGCUAUGUAUGACCAGUGUAUGGCUGUGUCAGAGAGGACCUGCCUGCCUGUGCUUUAUGAAGAACUGGUGCUGCAUCCAGAGCAAGUGAUGCAAAAGCUCCUUCAAUUUCUGGAGCUCCCCUGGGACCUAUCAGUGCUGCACCAUGAGCAGCUCAUUGGAAAAGUUGGAGGAGUGUCCUUGUCAAAGGUGGAGCGGUCAACAGACCAAGUCGUCAACCCAGUAAAUACAGAAGCCCUGUCCAAAUGGGUGGGCAAGAUUCCAGAUGAUGUGGUGAAGGACAUGGCUGACAUUGCACCAAUGCUGAAACGCCUAGGUUAUGACCCUCUGGCCAAUCCUCCAGAUUAUGGCAAACCAGACUCCUUACCGCUGAACAAUACUAAACUGCUUCAGGGAGCCAAAACAAACACAGAUGUGUUUCAUCCUAGCUGAUACGAGAUCAAACAUUAGACAUGAUUCAUCUUUCAUGAACUGUUCACUUGUACCUUUUGAGGUGCAUAAAGUCACAGAUGUCGCAGAACCCAUGGACCCAAGUUGUUACAAGACUGUGAAUUUUGUCUAAAACAUCAGCACAUAUGGAAAGUAUCAGAUGCAUCUGAAAACAUGCUUGCACAACAUGCACAAUGACAUACAUGGCUUGUUUUCAUAGUUUUGUACCAUAAUUUGUUCCAAGUGUAUUGGUUAUAAAACAUAAAUAUUUAUUAAAAAUGCUUAUUUUAACAUUCA
Astyanax mexicanus (Mexican tetra) is the source of this 2110-nucleotide messenger RNA. It is a transcript of the gene tpst1l, whose product is annotated as tyrosylprotein sulfotransferase 1, like. The coding region runs from base 746 to 1816 and encodes 356 amino acids. Gene Ontology annotation, cellular component: Golgi apparatus. The transcript has 4 exons. Gene Ontology annotation, molecular function: protein-tyrosine sulfotransferase activity. Lineage: Eukaryota; Metazoa; Chordata; Actinopteri; Characiformes; Acestrorhamphidae. The record is from RefSeq and is a predicted model, not a curated record. Gene Ontology annotation, biological process: peptidyl-tyrosine sulfation.